UGUUGGUUUACCUGCUAAAGCUAUGCAAUGGAGUAUUGAUACACUUAUGAGAAAAGAAAGUGUACAUUUAUCAGGAUUAAGGACUCAUAAAGAUGCAUGUCCUUAGUCGUGUUUCCUCUAGAAGACUGAAUAUGCUAAAAGAACAUACUUCUUCACGAGUUUCUGCUGUUGACUGUUUGACAAGAGGACUUCCUAAGAUGUAAAAUUUUUAAUGUUGCAGGCAGAAGUAAGGAAAAGGGAGGAAAAAGAAGCUGCAGAAGCUUUGAAGCGUGAACAGGAGCUUCGUGAAGCAAAGAGACAACAACAGAGGCUCAACUUUCUGCUAUCUCAAACUGAACUUUACGCUAUUUCAUGCAAAAUAAAUCAACUUUAUCCUCUGAGGCUGUGACUUUAGGUGAUGAAAUGACAAAUGACCAAGAAAUGUUGUUAAGUUCCAGUGAAGCUAGACCUGGAGAGGAAGAGGAUCCUGAAGAGGCUGAGCUGAGAAAAGAGGCCUUGAAAGCUGCACAGGAUGCAGUUUCAAAGCAGAAAAUGAUGACAAGUGCAUUUGAUAGUGAAUGUCUGAAGCUGCGGCAAGCUGCUGAAAUUGAACCCUCCCAGCAAGAUGCCGCAGCCGCUAACAUAGACUUAUUGCAUCCGUCAACCAUGCCUGUGGCAUCAACAGUACAGACACCAGACAUAUUCAAGGGUACUCUUAAAGAGUAUCAAUUGAAAGGCCUCCAGUGGCUUGUAAAUUGUUACGAGCAGGGUUUAAAUGGCAUUCUUGCUGAUGAGAUGGGUCUUGGCAAAACUAUCCAGGCCAUGGCUUUCUUGGCUCAUUUGGCAGAAGACAAGAAUAUAUGGGGUCCCUUUUUAGUUGUUGCUCCUGCAUCAGUCUUGAACAACUGGGCUGAUGAAAUUGGUCGUUUCUGCCCUGAUCUAAAAACUCUUCCAUAUUGGGGAGGGUUACAAGAGCGAAUGGUACUUCGGAAGAAUAUUAACCCAAAACGUCUAUAUCGACGGGUUUCUGUGCACAGAUAGGCGAAAUAGAUUCAAAAAGCUUGAAAAUGGAGGAAGAGAAGAUUUCCGAGUUCCGCUAAAUUUUCCUCUAUUCUUUCUUGGUAAACAAACUGUAACAACGCUAAGCACAUUGAAUUUCCUCUGGACAAAAACUUCUACUUAAAAGGGAAGAACAACUAAGUGUAGGAGAUGGAUUCAUUCACUGACCCCUGCGAUUUAUGAGGUAUUACUGUGUUCUGUUGUCUUUUAGAUGCAUGAUCUGCUUGAUAGUAAACUACAUGCAGCUCAUAUUAAGAGGGAAGAGAAUGAAUUUUUGCUUCCUCAAUAAACUAAGAAUUUUUUUCAGGUUACCCUUAUUUUGAUAGCGAUGGCCAAGAUAUUUCAUUUACUGAAAUUCAUAUACUUAUAAUGUAUAUAAUAAAAGGAGUGGACGAUAUAUAUUGGUUUUGGGCACAUUGAUGUAUUGUUCAUGAGGAAAAUGACUGCAAGAAGAUAUGAGUGAACUUCUUUAGGCAAAUAAUUAUCUUUUUAUAUUUAUGUAAUAAUGUGCUCUACUCUUCUCUGUAGUCUCAACCAACUAAGAUCCCUUAAGCAACGUAUGUCUCAUUCAUAUUUGUUAACGUCAA
Messenger RNA from Nicotiana attenuata, 1625 nucleotides. RefSeq names its product DNA helicase INO80-like. Gene Ontology annotation, biological process: DNA repair. Gene Ontology annotation, cellular component: Ino80 complex. The transcript is spliced from 7 exons. Gene Ontology annotation, molecular function: ATP binding; ATP-dependent chromatin remodeler activity; ATP hydrolysis activity. The coding region runs from base 352 to 1020 and encodes 222 amino acids. NCBI's taxonomy places the organism in Eukaryota, Viridiplantae, Streptophyta, Magnoliopsida, Solanales, Solanaceae. The record is from RefSeq and is a predicted model, not a curated record.